Molecule: messenger RNA, 2745 nt
Organism: Dioszegia hungarica
Lineage: Eukaryota; Fungi; Basidiomycota; Tremellomycetes; Tremellales; Bulleribasidiaceae
Product: HORMA domain-containing protein
Exons: 17
Coding region: 1-2745 (914 amino acids)
Biological process (GO): synaptonemal complex assembly; meiotic recombination checkpoint signaling
Cellular component (GO): nucleus
Source: RefSeq, a predicted model, not a curated record
AUGGCCAACUACAAGCAGAGCGUGCGGCCUCAGAAGACUGUAGGCUCGCAGUCGCAGUCGUCAAUGCCCAAGCAGAAUGGAAUGACCGGAUCAUCCAGUCUAGCAUUCGUGGGAACGAUGUUGGAAGCUGCUCUCGGGACCUUCCUAUACUUGAGGUACAUCUUCCCCGACGACUACUUUGAGACGAUGGAGCUCCGCAAAGACGUCUUACCCGUCGAAGCUGCACCGACCGGCGACACACCCCUGGAGACGAUGAUCCCGGAGGACAGCCAGGUACCGGUAUCUCAUCAGGUGCCAAAGCCGCUCACAACUAAGCGGGUGAUUGGGAACAGUGAGGGGUCGAAGCUGUUCCUAUCGCGACUGAAUGGCAUCACCGAAGCGGUCGGCCUUGGCUAUAUCCGCAGCUUCAUCCUCUACGUUGUGCUCGACCCUGGAAGACCAAACCAGGUACUCGAGACGGUCACCUUCAAUUUCUCAUACGAUAUCUCCGGGCCGAGCUGUAACUUCACCCGAGACAAAACACGCGGGCAGGACGGCGAGGUCACAUCUCAGUCCACCUUUCCGUCCAUGACCCAGCAGCAGAUGUACCAGACCAUGAAGUCGGUGUUGAGGGACUUUGUCAAGGAGAGUCAGGAUCUCCCAGAUCUGCCAGAGAAGAGAAGCCUGAACUUCAAAGUCUUCUACACCGACUCUGCCCCUUCUAAAUAUCAAGUCAAAGGGUUUGAGGAUGCAACGGACGAUGGAGGGCUGGUGUUUGGUACGCAUUCGCGAUAUGAGAUGCCGGCGGAGAUGUCUUCGCACGAGAUGCGGACUGGAUUCCAUGGUGUCACCGCACGUAUCGCCACCAUCGCAGGCUACCUCCGGCCCGCUACCGACAUCCAGGCCCUGGCGGAAGCUCCCCAUGUUAGGUCGGAGACUGAGAAGGAUCAGGCGUACGAGAGACAUCUCGAUGAUGCAGAUCGUCGAAACGUGGCGUGGGAUGCCGAAGCGAUGGCGGUCGACUCCACAGGCGCCAUCACCGCCCCGAUCGGGAUCGAGAGCCAGGAUGGACGGAUACACGAGCUUCCAGAGAGCGAGGUACGCUCCGAGGCGGACAGUGAUGAGGGUCAUCAGCGGAUUUAUGCGCAUGGACACGGCGAGAGGCGGACAAAUUUAGCUUUGGUCCCCACAACACAGCCAUGGGGCAUGAGCGAUCUAUUCGUUGCAACCCAGGAGGCGGGACUUUUCAAUCAAGGCCCGAGCAGUCAAGACACCGAUAUCGUCCACUCCGAUCCUGACAGCCGACACCGCCAGCAAAGCGCCCAAGUCACGGGCAGUCUCUCCCAGAUCGGUCCUCGCCCCAACAACUCGGGUUCCGAGAACGACAGCCGCUCCAAUCCCGAAGCCGGCCUCAUAUCGAGUGACGAACACACCGAUCCGUCAAGUCAAGAAUUCGCCACCGAGAAGGACAGCUUCCGACCUGCACCCAUGCUCUCCUUAUCGGCUCCGAAACCCAAGAAGACUGCUUCACGCACCGCUACGGGCCUCACGUCCCGGACGGACCUCAUCAAGCGUUCGAGUAAGCCCAAGAAGGCUGCUAAACCGAAAGAGCCUGCGAAGCCCCGCGAAAAGAAGACCAAGGCGGCCCCUACCGCAACUAAGGCAACGACAACCGGGACGACUAAGCGUCGUGCCAAACCUCCCAAAUCGAGCUCAGAAAGUCCGACGAGUGGGAGCAGUACCACGAAAGUUUCGAACCGCAAGAAGACGACACCGGCGAAAGACAAAAUCAAGGCGAGAACGCAGCCAGCCAAGGCGCGCAGUGCUACACCGGCGGCUCGAUCGGUUCGAGGGGAUGGCGAUGAAGAAGAGGGAGAAGUCCGGUGUGAUUGCGGGGUAGAGUACGAAGAGGGGCAGUCUGAAGAGGCGAUGAUACAGUGCGAUAGCUGUGAUGUCUGGAAGCACUCUGUCUGCAUGGGGAUCCUCCGACCUCUGGAGCAGGAUAUCUUCUUCUGCCCCAUGUGUCGGGUGGAGCAGCUCGAGGUUUCGGAGAGCCUCAAGGCCGAGAGUCAAGGCUGUUUACACAGUCUCUGCUUGCUCAGGCAGAUACUCGUCAUGGUCAGAAUGCACAAUAAGAAUGCGGAAUCGCUGAUAUCGAAUCACUCAUCAGUCGCCUUCUUGACGAGGGGCUACUUGUCAGCGAGAGGAGCGCCGGCUAUCCUGCGCUAUGUUCAUGACGAGAAUACAAAGACGAUUUUUUCGGCUUACUUCAGGAGUGGCGGAAAGAAGGAGCGGGAGGAGCUGCCCGGUCUGGCUGGCGCAUCGCAACUCCCCUCUUCCCAGAUCCCCAGCUCGCAGUAUACGACCUCGCACUUCGGCAACUCCCAACGCGCACGAUCCUCCCACUUCCAAGCCUCAUCUCGCCGCUCCCAAUCCCGACAGCCGGAUGCGGACAACGAUGUCGACGUCGACAUGGAGAUGGACCCCCACAAUCAGAGCACUACCCAGCUAUCUCUCCGGCCUUCCGGCAUCACAAAUCUCGAUCCAAUCGAGGAGAACUCGACGUACCCUCUCGGCCAAGGCACACUGGACAUGGACGUCGACGAUACGAUCGAGCAGACGGAUACUGCGUCGGCGCUGGCAGGGCGGAGAUUCGAUCGGAAGGGCAAGAGAAAGGCGGAGGAUCUGAUGAGUGGGCGGCCCUCGGCGCGGAUCAGGUCGGCGACAGGUAAGGGGUUCAUCGAGUGUCCUUUCGUGGAGAUUUAG